This is a messenger RNA of Parasteatoda tepidariorum (common house spider), 3579 nucleotides long. RefSeq names its product UNC93-like protein MFSD11. The record is from RefSeq and is a predicted model, not a curated record. Lineage: Eukaryota; Metazoa; Arthropoda; Arachnida; Araneae; Theridiidae.
CGUCAAUGUGACAGUUUGACUUAUGUUUUCUUCUGUUGCACUUUCAUUUCCAGGAUUAAACGAGUAAACAUCAGUUGACCUAAAAGUUUUUGAAUUUUUUAUCUUUUUUAAACCUAGUUAAAUAUUUCCGUGACUAUGAAAGUUUAGCCACAGGCUUCUGACAACAAAAAUUGAUAAUUGACACGCAAUCGUUUUAACUUCUAAUAUUGCUUUCUUUAAUUACACGUUUUGAUAUUUUUGAGGUGUUUCUGAGCAAGAAAUAUAAUAUCCGGAAUGGCGAAAAUAUUCGAUAAAAUGUUUAUCAAUGUUCUUAUUAUGGGAUUUGCUUUUAUGCUCGUAUUUACUGCUUUUCAAACCUGCGGUAUGAUUGAGAACAUUGUCAUCAAAAGUAUGAACAAACAGUAUACAAAUUAUGAUGGAGAUGGAUAUAUCAGUUUAGCCAUAGUUUAUGCUGUAUUUGCCAUUUCAAAUUGGAUUGCUCCUUCGAUUAUAAGUAUUCUUGGUGCAAAGAUUUCUAUGUUAAUUGGUGGAUUCUGCUACAGUCUUUUCAUUGGAAAUUUUUUCUUUCCCCAAACGUGGAUUUUGUACCUUGCUUCAGUUAUUAUAGGUUUUGGAGCAUCUAUUUUUUGGACUGGCCAGGGAAAUUUUUUGACAAUAAACUCUGAUAGUGAAACUAUGUCUAGAAAUAGUGGUGUAUUUUGGGCACUACUACAGUGCAGCUUAUUAUUUGGAAACAUAUUUGUUUAUUUUAAAUUUCAAGGUAAAGAAGAAAUUGACGAAAAAACUCGAUAUGUAGUGUUUGGAGUCCUUUUAGUUGUUUCACUCAUUGGAUUGGCACUGCUGUUAUUCCUAAGAUAUAACAAAAGCUCUUCCAUUAAUAUUCAAAACAGUGAAGUUUCUGGAACGGCAGGUGCUAUAGAUGAAUUAAAAAAAGCUGUCAGUCUCUUAAAGACAAAAGAAAUGAUGUGUCUUGCUAUUACAUUUUUAUAUACAGGUUUUGAGCUGUCAUUCUUUAGCGGAGUGUAUGGUACUGCUGUUGGAUUCACUAAUCAACUUGGUGCUGAUGCCAAAAAAUUUGUUGGAAUUUCAGGAAUUUGCAUUGGAAUUGGGGAAAUCAUAGGAGGUGCUCUCUUUGGUAUUCUUGGAAAGAAAACCAAUAAAUUUGGCAGGGAUCCAGUUAUUCUGUUAGGUUUCAUAGUUCAUGUCUUAACGUUUUUUGCCAUAUACAUUAAUCUGCCUGCAAAAUCACCUUUCUUGGAUUCACCGGUUAUUCAACCUACUAUUAUUCCCAGCAGUGUUGCAUUGGCAAUGAUCUGUGCUUUUGGUUUAGGAUUUGGAGAUGCGUGCUACAAUACUCAGAUAUAUUCCAUUUUGGGAUCAGUGUAUUCUGAAGACAGUGCUCCAGCCUUUGCACUAUUCAAAUUUUUCCAGUCAAUUGCUGCUGCCAUUGCCUUCUUUUAUUCAACAAAGUUAAUUCUCCCUUUCCAACUGUUGAUUCUUAUAAUAUUUGCUGUUAUGGGUACUUUUACAUUUUGGUAUGUUGAAUGGACACAAUAUAUUGAAAGCACGAAGAAAACUGUUAAUUCUAAGCAAGAAGUUGGGCAAGAAGUAAAAUGAUGACAUUGUUAUAUUUAAUGAAAUUAUUUUUAUUUUGUAAAUUUAAUAAAUAUAUUUUUGUUCUAAAUUCUAUUAUAACUAAGAGCAAUUGUUACAAAUGUAUUUAUUAAAUGUAAAUAAAUAGUAUUUUUAUUUUUAUUAUACUUCUUGAUUGAGGGAUAAUUUUUUUACCGUGAAUACUGAUUCAACUCUAUUGCUUUGUAAUUAAAAUUCAAAGAACAUAAUGAAUAUAUAUAGCUCUCCUUCAUAUAUCAAACUAAGCUUAUGUUUGAGUCAAAAAAAAAAAAAAUAUGUACAUUUAUAUCUAGUUAGUGCAUAUUUACAAUUUUUUUUUGUGUCAAACCUUAUUUUAUUUCUUUUGAAUUUAGAUUUUUUUUAAACAAGGUAUUGACUAAUCAGCCAAAUUUAGUUCCUACUUUUUGACUUUUACAGUACUGUUCAAAACUUCAUUUACAUGCUCUUCAGAUGUCUCUGUAAUUCAAAUAUGAAAUAAUUCAUGAACUAGAGAGCUUUAUUUAUUAACUAGAUACUUAAUAUAACCCUUAACUAACUAGUAUAGAACUUUUUAAUUUUUCUAAAAAGUUAUAUUGUGUACUUUUAAUACUUAAGUAUAUUGAAUGUUACAUAUAUGCGCCAACUUUUACACUUACAACACAAGUUUUACCUAAAAAAAUGAAAAAAAUUAUAAUUUUAUAUUCAGUUUUUGGUUUAUUAAAUUUGAUUUAAAAUUAUUAUGACUGCUAUGUUAUUUAAUUAAAUCAAAUAUGUAUGAAACACCUGUUGUGUGAUAUUUUUUAGAUCUGAAAAACAUUUUUAGAUCUGCAAAAAGACUGCUUUAAAUUGUUGCUUAAUAACUAUAAAAAAAUCUUUAUCAAAAAGCUCUUAAGUUUACUCGGUAAUAUUUAAUCAAUAAAAAAUAUUGCUUAAUUUUAUAUUGACUAUUAAAGGCUAAAAAUAAUCAGGAAAUUAAAUCUCCCUUUAUAAAAAUCAUGAAUUCUCACUUUCAUCAAAAUUAAGUAAUUCAUAUAAGAAUAAGUAUUAAAAACUGUUUGGUUGAAAAGAUAAAUAUUCAAGCUUUCAAAUGAUCUGAUUCUUAAAUUUUUCUUUUUUUUAUAAACAAUUUAAUUUUACUUUGAAUUGCAAACACAUCUGGAACACUUUUCUCAUCUAUCUGAUCUGUUCCUAACGUUAUGAAUUUGUACGUUCACUGAAAUGACAUAAUAUAACAACAUAAAUUGUACUGUUAUUAAAAGUUUUAGGGGUACUUGUAAAUUUAAAAAUUGUUUUUCACUUUUAUCGUUUGUUACUGUUUUUCUUUUACGACAACUCAAAAUGUAUUAGCUUCAGUAUUGUUUUUUUUUAUUCUUUCAUUUUAAAGUUCCAUGUAAUUGAAGAAAGUUUCCUCACUUUUUAAUUAAAAGUUUUCUUAUAAGUUGAAUUCUUUAAUUAGAAUUUAUUGCAAAUGAAAUGUUAGUUAAAAUGUCUUCAUUAAUGGUGCCAGUAAGCACCUUAUGUUUUUAAAAAGUCUAUUAUUUUGAUUAAGUUUGGUACUAAAUAUUUCGUUUUUGUAUACCUGAUCUAUAUGAUAUCAAUCUGUGAUAGUUUCUUAUAAAGUUUACACACUGAAAUAAAUGUAAAUAUAAAUGUGUCGUACAUAGAAUAAGUUGUAUCUGUAGUAUUUACUUUUUUUUAAUGUAAAUUAUCGUAGAUAAAACAUCUAUAUUAAAUAUUUUGUGGGGAUAGUGUUUGGGAUGAAUUUUUUACCUUUUAUAUCUGUCUCAAAAAUUUGAAAACUGUAUGACAUUUUUAUUGUCACUUAGAUCAAUUGAUGCAUUAUGACUGUUUUAAAUGCAUCACUUUUUAAAUAAUUUUUAUAAAGUGUACUUAUUUAUCAUUUAGUACAUUAUUCAUGUUGACAUUCUUUGUAUUUUUAAGAGCUUAAUAAAAAUGUUUUUAUUGAAA